Monopterus albus (swamp eel) is the source of this 5439-nucleotide messenger RNA. Its product is annotated as polypeptide N-acetylgalactosaminyltransferase 15. Bases 359 to 2311 code for a protein of 650 amino acids. The record is from RefSeq and is a predicted model, not a curated record. Gene Ontology annotation, cellular component: Golgi apparatus. Gene Ontology annotation, biological process: protein O-linked glycosylation. The transcript has 10 exons. Lineage: Eukaryota; Metazoa; Chordata; Actinopteri; Synbranchiformes; Synbranchidae. Gene Ontology annotation, molecular function: polypeptide N-acetylgalactosaminyltransferase activity.
UAUGUGUGAAGUCAAAUGUACACAGGCUUUAGGACCGCGGGAUGAGCUGGAUGAGAGGCAAAGUGUGCGCACCUCCACCAUUUAGAAGUUCGGGGCUAACUGGUCUUGAGCCCGCCUUGCCUGUCACUCGUGUCCCCGGUUUUGUGCUCCAUGGAUACAGCUUUACUACUCCGAAGAUUCAAAAAUAUCCGCGAUUUUGUUCUUCUUUCCUUUAUUGGAUAAUCCCCGUAGACUGUCAUCACUUUGGAGAAAUGCAGUCGACUUCAAAGUUGAGGCAAAGCUCAAAAAUGAGGAAGUCAAGACAACAUUGGGCUAACUUUUGAGCGCUACUCCCCUCUUCUCUACUGCACUCUCCGGAAUGAGGCUGUGGGGCAGAGCUACAGCUGCCCAGAGGAGGAUGCUCUCUAUCUGGCUGCUGCUCCUCGGGUUCGUUCUGGUCACACUGGCACUCUCUGGGCUCUUUAACCGAGACAGAAAUCACACUCAUCAGAAACCUGGCCCUCCCUGCCGCCCGCUCCAGGGAUUCGACAAUCCACCGGACCUAGAGGUCAUCGUGGACUCCCGGGACCCUGCCUUAGAGCUCGGCAUCGACCUUGCCCCGCUAAAAUCUCUGCAAGAAGACCAGCUUUUAUUCGUGCAAUCCACGAAGGGCACCAAGAACCCGCCGCAGAGGAAAGGGAGCUAUAAGUUACUCCUGCCUGGAGCCAGUAAGGACACCACCGCUCCUGCGCCUUCGACGUACGGUGAAAUGGGUAAAGCAGUUCGGCUAAACCUGGAAGGGUCGGAGAGGGAUAUGGAGCUGGCUGCAGUGCAGAAGUACGGGUUUAACAACGUGGUUAGCGAUAGGAUAUCACUGCAUCGUGUACUGCCGGAGGCGCGCCAUCCUGGGUGUUUAGGGGAGCAGUACAGCAAGUCGCUGCCGUCAGCCAGUGUUGUUAUCUGUUUCCAUGACGAAGCUUGGUCCACGCUCCUGCGCACCACGCAUAGCAUUCUCGACACUGCACCUAGACAGUACCUGCAGGAGGUUCUGCUGGUGGACGACCUGAGCCAGCACGGUCACCUAAAAAGUGUUUUGAGUGAAUAUGUGGCUCAUCUAGAUGGGGUGCGUUUAAUCCGCAGCACCAAGCGCCUUGGUGUUGGAGGGUGUCGUACUCUGGGUGCUGCCAGGGCUGCAGGGGAGGUGCUGGUGUUCAUGGACUCCCACUGUGAAUGCCAGAAAGGCUGGCUGGAACCACUUCUGGAGAGAGUGGCUCAGGACAGGACCAGAGUGGUGUCCCCCAUUAUAGAUGUGAUAGACUGGCAGACGUUUCAGUACAAUGCCACUCGGUGGCCAGUUAGGGGGGUGUUCGACUGGAGACUUGACUUCCAUUGGGAAUCAAACCCUCAGCUGCAAGAUGAGGACCCAGACUCAGAUGAUGAACCCAUGCGGAGUCCAGCAUUAGGAGGUGAAGUUGUGGCCAUUGACAGACAUUUCUUCCAAAGUCUGGGAGCCUACGACCCUGGGAUGCUGCUGUGGGGGGUGGAGCAAAUUGAACUGUCCAUGAGGGUAUGGUGUUGCGGUGGCUCUAUGGAGGUUGUUCCAUGCUCUCGUGUGGCCCACCUACACCACCACCACCUGCCGUACCACAUCCCAGACCAGGAACUGCUUCAAAAGAACAGGAUCCGCAUUGCUGACACCUGGAUGGAUGCAUACAGGAAGAUCUUCUAUAGGAGAGACACGCUUGCUCAUUUCAUCAGGCAGUCUGAGAGCCCUAACAUUGCAGAGCGUCUGGGACUGAAGAGGAGUCUGGGCUGUAGGAACUUUCACUGGUACCUGACAACAGUUUAUCCAGAACUCUAUAUCCCCCAGGAUAGACUUGGACUGUCAGGCGAGCUGUACAACAUUGGCACUGAUAGCUGUGCAGACUACCUGGAAAGGCAGGCACUGCAAGGUGGGCCCAUGAAUAUUGCACCGUGCAGUGGGACGGGCAGCCAGCACUGUGACCUAAACUUUGAGGGCGAAGUGCGAUGGGGUCCAAUGGGGGCUUUGUGUUUGGAUGCCGAGAAAGAGAGAGUAAUUCUCUCUCCGUGCCCCACCCAACAACCAACCACCAGCAGACUCGAGUGGAAGUUCUUAAAGCUGAGCGGUCAGCUUAUUCACCAACAGUCUCAGUUAUGUCUGGAGGCUGUAAAAGAAGGAAGCCGCUUGCAAAGCAGCCCAGGAGACGUUUACACCCACACCAGCACAGGAGGUCUCUUCCUACGCCCCUGCACCCAUGACCCCAGACAACAAUGGCGCUUUGAGCAACUGGUAGCGCCUAAAGGUGCCUGAUACAGAAAGUACAGUGGGGCUGGUGAAUUUGCAAGACAUGAAUCCUAGUCACAUAUUGCCGUAUAUGUUCUAUGCACAGUGGCACAUAAUAUGCAUAUUGUGGAAUGGUGGUGAAAAAUGUACUUUUUGUUCCAUUUUGCUAUUCAGCUUUUUUGUUCCUGUUUUAAGGAUUACAAAUAGUUUUUACUGGGUUAACUAAUAACAAACAGAUGAUCUAUUAGUGAUAUCCUUUGUCGUAUUUAAUCUUAUACAGUUUGGAAAUCCUGGAGAGAAAAUUAUCCUAAGUAAUCUUUUACUACAGUAAAUAUCUGCAUUAAUUCAUAUGUAAAUGUUUUUCUCUGCAUUUCUAAAAUACUUAAUAACUUAGUAGACAGGAUCACAUUAAAGAUUACACAUCUAUUAUUUGAGCACUGGAUCCUAAUAUAUCUCCAAAUAAGUAGCCAUCAUGACCACUGUCCUACAAAUCUAAGCUCAGGCUGGAGGAAAUGUAAGUAAUGGACAGUACCAAAAAUUCUGUGUUAUUGCUGAAGUUGUCAGUAGUUCCUCUAAGUUAGAUUUUAGUUUAUUAAACAGAUUUUUUUUUCUUGGAAAUAAAACCAAUCCUGCCACAAGCAUACCAUUCUCACUUAAAAUAAAAUUAGAAUUAAAAACAGGGUAAUUAAAAAGCUAUUGCAAACUCAGAGUAAGAAGAGAUAUGACAAAAUAGGACAUAUUUUCUGAAUGGGUCUUCAUUAUUGAUAGCAAUCAGGUAAAACCUAUUUACAUCUGCACUGAAAAAGAAAUACCUAUGUCCUACAGGCUAGCAGCUAAUGUAUAUGAAAAUGAAAACCAGAGGACAGUUAUUACAGAAGAACCACGGUUAGUUAAUACUGCACAUGUGCACUUAGUUAUACACUUAGAUAACCUGCUUAGUUCCAAUUAAGGAUUUAAAUCUUAAUGCAAAAGCAUACAGGGACAUUUUUGAUGAGCAUGUUUCCAUUUUGUUUAACCAGUGUAGGGACAGCUUUUCUUUUAUUAACAUGGCAGUGCCCCUUUGCACAUAGUGAUGGCCAUGAUCUGCUCAGAACUGUCCAUCCUAACUUUCAUGAGGCUGAAGGGGAGCAAAUCAAAAGCCUUGUGGACUGUCUUCCUAAAAGACUGAAUUGGCUGUAGCAGUAUUUAACAGGUGUCCACUUCUGGGCAAGUAGUGUACCUCUCCAGGAUAUACUGCAUGAUAUGUAUACACAGGUUUAUCCACUUAUUCUACUGAUUAGAUGGCUGUACAGGAAGCAUUUCACUCACAUACUGACUUGCCAGAGUAGAAAAAGCACAAGUUAAUGAUAGAUUUGUUAUAUUUAAAUGUCCAGUAAGUCAUGACAGUAUGAGGCUGAGCUAGCAUGCACAAUGCCAGCCCUGAAUCAACUAAAUGGAAUUCAUAAUUCAUUUUAUAAUUGGCAGCUGUGGCCUUUCUACAGUGGCAUGUCAAAACUAACAAGACAGUGAGAGAGAUGUCAAUCAAGCAGUCACCCAUUCAGUCCAAUCAGGCAAAAUAAGUAAAGACAUUGUGUGGGUGACCCAUUGAAGUGUAGGGGUCUUUCUGGAUUAAUUCAGCACUGAUGUUGUAUCUUAAAUGUUUUAUUCUUUCUGUUUGUUUGGUAUUGUUGCACUCUUUUACCCCAUAUGUUCCUGACAGAAAUAUUUUCAUACCGUAUCAGCUGUCAACAGCAGAGGGAGCCAUUUACCUUUAUAAUCUAAAACCCCAACUGAUCAUUUCCUUAGUGUUACAUGAAUAACCUUCCCUUAUGAUUUACUUAUGUGAAUGUCCACACAAAUGUUCUCAUAUUGACUUUCUGUGGUUAGAGCUAACAUACUUGGGGUGGAGUGGAGGCUGCCUAUGAAAGGACAAUUUGUGAUUAAGGUCCACAUAACAGUGUCAUGUGUUUUUUUUGCCCAUGUAUUUAACAUAUAGUCAGAUAAAACUAAUUGAAAGUGCUAUCGAGUGGCACCUGAUGGGCAGGGAAGACCCUAUCUCCUAGCUCAAGGAGGUGAGUGUUAAUUUACCCCAUGCACUCUGUUGCACAGUAAUGCUCUUAAUCCUCAACCCGGGAUGCACGUAGCCCAGUAAAGUACACAGCACCCUUUCAAUAAAGAGAUCACAUGUCUACAGCUUCAAGGCAGAGGUCAAAGACUUGGACAAACAAGAUGAUGUUGACUAGUAGGUCUUCUCUCAGUUACAUAAGGCUACUGAGCUAUUGUGAAAGGGCAACAUCUCUCUGCUGUGGUUUUUCAGAGGUCAAGAGGUCAAAGACUCAUUGCAUGGCUGAUUUCACUGUGAAAAACAAUCCAUAUCUGCCCCUAAGGUUAAAUAUUGCAGAAUAUGCUCUAAGGAAUAAAGUGCAAGAAAGAAAACAAUGCAGUCUGUAAAACCUUUGACCCUGGCCCUUUUCAACAGCUCAGAAGACAAACUGGAAAUAGUUUCUCCAAUCUUAUACUUCAUGGCUUUUUACAAAUUUAUGAGAACUGCUUGUGAAUUUGGUUUCCCACACCCCCGGCCGAAACUGUUAUUGUAGAUUUAGAACAAUUUCCCCCUCUCUGGGGUUUAAUUUUAAACAACAGCACUACUCUAUGCAGGAUAACAUACUGUAGAUUUCUUUGUUGGGGAAUGACGUUUUUUGAAAUAUCAAAGAACUAUACAUUUGUUCAUGCUCAUAUUAACAUUUAUAACAUAAAAUACAUCCUUAUUUGAUGUAAGAAAAAUGUUGUAUGGCCAUUUAAUAUUUAGUUAUCUUCAUCAAACUUGAAAGUUGUUGCAAAGGAAAAGGUCACUACUUCCGUACAUUAUUACAUUAUGGAUUUAAAGUCAAAAUAAAAGACAAAAAUACAUCUAAAGGAAAAAAUGACCAGCUUUGCAAUUCGUAUUUUUAUGACUUUUACACAUAUACAGUGAGAUUUGUGGGGCACACAAUGAAGAGGUAAAGGCAAUGUCAGCAAAACACUAAAAUUAAAGUGUUAGCCCGUAUUUCCCUCUUGAGCAUCAUAUACACCCUCCCCCUAUGUCUCGUCUAAAGUUUCUAAAGCUACUAUACAUUACAUUUCUAUGAAAGUGGAGUAUCACUAUCCAAAUGGCUGAUAAAGCUAAAUGAACUGUA